Pyricularia oryzae 70-15 is the source of this 513-nucleotide messenger RNA. RefSeq lists its product as uncharacterized. The transcript has a single exon. Lineage: Eukaryota; Fungi; Ascomycota; Sordariomycetes; Magnaporthales; Pyriculariaceae. Bases 1 to 513 code for a protein of 170 amino acids. The record is from RefSeq and is a predicted model, not a curated record.
AUGCGCUUGAGCAACACUUUUACCGCCGCCAUUUUUACUCUGGCUUUUUACAUUGGCAAUGCUACUGCGCGACCUUCUGGGCCGCCCAGCCCUGUUGCCGGGCAUUCCAACACCGCUGCUAGGCCGCCCAGCCCCGUCGCCGGGUCAUCGGGUGCCGCUGCUGGACCGACAAGCCCCAAAAGCGGCGAGCAGAAACAACAAGUCCCCGUGUGCCUCGUACAACUACUAGAAGGCGACCUGUUUUGGAAGUUCUACACGGCGCGGCCUGGCGAGCUAUACGCAUUCGCAAUUGAAAAUUUAAGCGGUAGUUUCAUAACGGCAAAGGACUGCACUAUCAAGGAUGUGUAUGGGAAGAAGAUCCGUCGACGUUUUACGCUUAAAAGUUUUGCAGCUUCCAUGGACCUCAUGACGGGAGAGUUGACUGUUCACGGACCCGCUCCGGUAGCGAAAGGGUACUCGGGCGAAAUACAGGAAGCGUACAUGUCGCUGUCCACUGGAAGAAAGUCGCACUGA